GCUGACGCAGAGAAGCGGAAACAGCAUUUUCAACGGGGAACCUUCGCGUACGGGAACGAUUAUAAAAUCAUUAAAUUAUUCUAUAGGAGCUUGCUAUUUGUCCCAUUUAACACAUUACCAUCAAGGCUUCCUACUUUUAAGCAUGUCAGACUUCACAACUAUUUUGGUAUUGGCAGCAGUGUUUCUGACAUCAAAUGGUCUUCCCAAAAAUGCAUUCCAAUUGCAACGUUUCACGCCGGGCCCGACUUGCGAUCCCCGCUGGAUUACGAUCGAUUCUUUGAAAGUACAGAACUCGGGUGGGGAACCACCCCGCUUGAUGGGCACCGUAGAAGUGCUGCAAACACUGACACAAAACUUACUCAUUCAGGUCGGCAUUCGGAAGAAGGAUUUCAACUUUUAUCAUGUGUUAUGGUUCGGCAGAUUGUGUGAAAUCAUUCCACAGAUGUCCAAACAAUGGUGGUUGCAGGUGAUACCCCCUCCGAUGAGUAGCCGAUGUCCAGUGAAGCAGGGAAAAUAUAAAGUUCUUAAUCUAGAAUUUGAUGAAAAUCUUAGCUUUAUGGAUGGGGACUACCAAUUAAGCUUAACUCUGAAGCGAGGCACCCAAAUUCUCUGCGAAGCUGUAUUGCACUUUGGCGUGAAAAGAAUUGAGGAUUCUUGA
Molecule: messenger RNA, 658 nt
Organism: Armigeres subalbatus
Lineage: Eukaryota; Metazoa; Arthropoda; Insecta; Diptera; Culicidae
Exons: 2
Coding region: 143-658 (171 amino acids)
Source: RefSeq, a predicted model, not a curated record